Molecule: messenger RNA, 2379 nt
Organism: Lathyrus oleraceus (garden pea)
Lineage: Eukaryota; Viridiplantae; Streptophyta; Magnoliopsida; Fabales; Fabaceae
Product: ribosomal protein S4, mitochondrial
Exons: 1
Coding region: 405-1445 (346 amino acids)
Biological process (GO): ribosomal small subunit biogenesis
Cellular component (GO): small ribosomal subunit
Molecular function (GO): structural constituent of ribosome; rRNA binding
Source: RefSeq, a predicted model, not a curated record
UAGCAACUGCACUUCUACGCAGGCAUCAGGAAAGGGAUUGACCUUUGGAAAGUAACUUCAUACCUUAGACGGUUUAGGCUUUUGAUUCGACAGUUGGGAUUGAGCUUUCACUAUCACUAAAGGACCGAUUCUUGUUAUUGCCAAUUCCCAGUCCUCUAGGCCCAAUAGACUGAAAGCAAGGAACUUCACUCUAAGCUGGGGAAGUAAUGAAGGGUAAAUAGCGUAGAUAAGAAAGGGCGUCGUUAGCAGGCUAGACAGAUAUUGAAUGAAGAAAGAGAGGUAAAUGAGACUGGUAUGCCAGUUUCCAUCUUGUUUUUGUCGGGGGUUUUGGCAGAAUUGGGUUCUACUCCCAUAGCCCCUUUUGUUGCGGCAUUCCCCCAAGGAAAGAAAGAUAAAGACGGGAUAUGCGAUUUAAAACUUGUCAUCUACUUUCAGGAAAUGUUCGGAACAGAGAACUUACAAUAAUACAACGCCGCAUUCUCCGAAGAUUGAGGAACAAGAAGAGAUCUAUUAAGAGAAAGAUUUAUCCGAGAGAAAAUCUUAACAGUUACAUCCAAUCACAAACUACACGAAAGUUGCCCCUUUUUCAUGGGGAUUUACCCAUCACAGAGAUGCACAGAGGAACAGAACGAACUUCAUAUAUCCCUUUUCUACUCAAUCCAGAAACAAGAUCGGACGUUAUUCCGGUUCGUCUCCAUUUUCGUGAAACUAUUCCUCAAGCAAGGCAGCCGAUAAGUCAUCGAAAGGUUUGUGUGAAUAAUCGAAUGGUAAGCAUUACUCGUUUGAAAGUUUCCCACGGUGAUCUAAUAUCUUUUCAAGAAAAUGACGCGAGAAUCCGCGGUGAAGAAAUAAGGAGAUCUUUCUAUAUCGAAAUAUCAGUUGAUAAAAUCAUAGGAAAAUUCCUGGAUCACCCGGUAAGAAUGUGGAGAAGAACCAAAACAAAAUGGUUCCACCUACUCAAAACUAAGCGGGGAUGCCGCCUACUACUAAAAUCCCGGUUUUUGCAACAACAGUUGCGUUAUUCUAUGCAAGAAGAAGACUUUGAAAGAACUAAGAAGUUUGGAUCCGAAAAAGUAUGCUUAGGCAGUUCCUUCGCUGAGCACAACAGAAUGAAGAGGAAUUUGUAUCAUUUCAAAUCCCUAUUCUUAUCGAAGAGAAGAAACGAUAAAAACCGAUAUCUUCCUACUCGAACAAGAAGUCCUAUAGUUUACAACUCUUCUUUAUAUAGUAAUUCGACCUAUUGCUCCUCAUCCCCCCAUCAGUUUACUAUGAAGAGAAGAAUCAAAAGGAUCGAACUACCUACUCAUUAUUCGGAGGUGAAUCAUAGAACACCAAAAGCGGUGGUAUUUUAUGGACCUAACAUAGGUCACAUCCCUCACGACAUAAGAUUGAAAGAUCCAAACCUUCCUCUUCGGAGCGGAAACGGACGUGGCCAAAACAUAUAAAGAUCAGCGUAGUCGCUCAUAGGGACAUAUCUAUCUGGAUAGAGGAUAGUCUAGAUCGAUUCAUAGAUAGAUUUCUAUCCAUAUAGAUAGGUAUCUCCGUGGAUAGAGAUAAAGAUAGGGAUCCAUCUAGAUCUUGCUUAAUUCACUAUUUCCAUUUUUUUUCUUGAUUCUGAUUGAUUGCCUUUUUGACGACAAGUUUUAAAUCUUAAUGCAGGCAAGGUACGUAGUUCUCGACCGUAAGGGAGAAGGAAAGAUUUUCAAUUCUUACUUGCUGGGUCGGAGCGUAGACGAGCGAGCAGAGCCCAGGAUACAGGGAAGCCCGUCAUAGAGCAGUCGACUAGAAGUAGAAGACUGCUGGCCUGAGAGAAGGCGGCCUCCCUCGGGAAACAUGGCCCAAUUUUUCUUCUUUCUUUUUUGAUUACCUUCUUUUAAGAAAAGUGAAGGAUUAUGCACGUGGAAUACUCCUUUCCAUUUCUUCUUUCUUUUCUUUAAGGGAGCUGUUCCAGAAGUUGCACUUUCUUUCGAUGUUGGUCCAGGCCCCCUAUCCAUUGGCAUUGAAGUAGGCAAGGCCAAUCCAUCUGUUAAGUCAGCUGGUUCUAGGUCAAAAGCUAGUGUAAAAUAUGUCUUUCUCGUCCUAAGCCCUAAGCUUCCGCCUUACCUGGAGUUAAAGUUACCGUUGGAGGCCUUUGAGUUCCAGUCUCAGUAGUGGUCUUCCCUAUAUGUACAGGGGAGUAGUUAGUUGCGAGUGUCAGAUAAAAGUGCUUUAAAAUAGGAGAAAGAUGAAUUUGACCAUCCCAAGGGAAAAUGAAUGGGAAGGGGGCGUCUUAGCUACUCUUCAGGCUAAUUAUAAGAAUAGGAUGACUUACCUUUACUGUAAGGCUUGCUUUUUGGAAGCCUGCUCCGAGUAAACUCGCGAUUCUUUCUUUUAGGCGGA